Molecule: messenger RNA, 1260 nt
Organism: Naumovozyma castellii
Lineage: Eukaryota; Fungi; Ascomycota; Saccharomycetes; Saccharomycetales; Saccharomycetaceae
Gene: RAD17
Product: Rad17p
Exons: 1
Coding region: 1-1260 (419 amino acids)
Source: RefSeq, a predicted model, not a curated record
AUGAGAUUGAAUGAUGACGACCAGGUAACCAAGUUUUCAGCAUCCACGGUCCACUUGGAACAUAUUACCACUGCCUUGAAUUGUUUGACUCCCUUUGGAACGAAGGAUGAUGUCCUAAUAUUCAUCGAUGCCGAUGGCUUAUCGUUCGUCCGGGAGAAUAACCAUGUGAUUAGGAUUCAAUUGUUGUUAUCUAGAGAGUUGUUUAUGUCAUAUUUGUACCGGUCCGAGGUUAUUGAGGAUGAAGAAGGUGCAAAUCAUAUGAAAUUAUGUGUUAAGAUCAACCAUAUCUUAGAUAGCGUAAAUGUGACAAAUCGAAAUUUGGAUGACGUUGUAGAAUGUACUAUUUCCUAUGAUGGUCAUGGUUCACCUUUUGUUUUCAUCUUUGAAGAUUCUAUGAUCUUGGAAAGAGUGGAAUAUUCAACGUAUGUGAUCAAAGAUAUGGACAAUACUGGUUUGACGUUAGAUAAGGAUCAUGUUAUCUUUGAGUGUAUAAUGAAGGGGGACGUACUUUAUAAGGCAUUGAAAGAAUUAAAGGAAAUAGAUUGUAAAGAAUGCUAUGUAUAUGUAAAGACAAGUUCAGACGGUGAUGAAGACGUAUUCGCAUUCAUUUCUAAAUCGGAAUUAGGUUUCUCCAAGAUACGAUUACCAAGUAAUAAAUCAAUAAUAGAAAAAUUACAAGUAUAUGAAAAUGACUCUACAACUAUAUGUCAUGAUGUUCCUGCCAUUGGCUUUUUCGAUUUUGCUUCGUUUGACAAAAUUAGAAUGAGUACUAAGAUUGCCAGUAAAGUGUUAUUUAGAAUGGAUGUUCAUGGAUUAUUAAGUGUUAACAUAUUAAGUCAAACGGACGAUAUUGUAAUAACGGAUAAAACAGUUGCUACAAAGAGUUUUGAUACAACUAAUAAACGUUUGCAAUUACCAAAGGACUAUCCUGGAAUUGUCAUAGAAGUUUGUAUGAUCGAGAAGGAGGCAUUGGACGAUUACUCCCAAAGAGAAAUCGAACUUUUGAUGCAAACAAAUGAAUUAGGUGAAACUGUUAGAAAUGUAAAGGGGAAAUCUAAGAAACGUGUCAAUCCAAAUUAUAAUGACAGGAAUGACGUAAAUAAUAAUCUAUUGCAAAUGGAAAACCAUAAAAAAAUAAGAAUUCCAGAAUCAAAUAAUAUUCAAGAAGAAAAGGAUGAUCAAGAUAACCAUGAGGAAGAGGAUCAAAGUAAUAACAGCACGUAUCCGUAUGGAACUAAUGAUCUUCCUCUGUUCUUUUGA